Molecule: messenger RNA, 816 nt
Organism: Entrophospora sp. SA101
Lineage: Eukaryota; Fungi; Glomeromycota; Glomeromycetes; Entrophosporales; Entrophosporaceae
Source: the annotation of a GenBank genome assembly
AUGCACAAGAAACAAAUCAUAUAUUUAAAUGAACUUGAAUUGGACUUUUUGAAUCACGAUGUGAUAAAUCAAGAGAUAUCUGAUAUUUCAACCAUUUCAAUAAUUUGUGACAAGUUACCUGAAUUUUUUUCAAAGUUGGAAAAUAAACAAUUUGAUAACUGGAAAGAUAUGGCGACAUGGGCAAGGAGAUAUUAUUUUUCAAGCUUUGUUGAUACAGAAUGGAAGUGUGAAAAAUCAAAAGAUGAAAAUAAUAUAAUAGAUUACGUGCACCACAUUUUGAUUCACUAUGGUGAUUACCUCAGUGAGCCAUAUAAAACGGACACCUUGGAGGGUGACGUAGGGUCUUGUCAUAUAACACCAUUGUCUAAAAUACUAAGGAACUACUGCACAGUAGUAAGUUUUUUAUCAAAUGACAACACAAAAAAAUUUCUUGAUGACAAAUUGAAGAUCGCCAGAUACAACUGUGAUGAUUUAUUUACAUUAUGGUAUGACUUUGAAGAGAGAACUAAGCACUUAUAUAAAUUAAUAGAAAAUGAUUUGAGAUCGUUGAGAACAUGGGGGCUUCAAUUGUCUGGAGAGUUUAAUGGUCAAAACCGCUUGUACCUUAACCUCUUCAGUACAAGGCAAGUGUAUCCAGUUCUCUUUUUAUUUUUAAAUGUUGAAUCUGCACCACUUCCUUGCAAGGAAGAUAAUCUAAGUUUUACUUCUUUAAGUAGAAUCACAGAAAUGAUGAUUAGAUUAGCAGGUGGGGUGCUAAAGGAAUUCGUUAAAAGAAUAAGUCCAAAGGUCAAAAGUUUACCAGAAGUUUAUGUUUGA